This is a messenger RNA of Cavenderia fasciculata, 867 nucleotides long. RefSeq lists its product as uncharacterized. Bases 1 to 867 code for a protein of 288 amino acids. The record is from RefSeq and is a predicted model, not a curated record. Lineage: Eukaryota; Evosea; Eumycetozoa; Acytosteliales; Cavenderiaceae. The transcript has 5 exons.
AUGACAAAGAGAGCAGCUUAUCACGGAGGAAAUUGGUACGCCUCUGAUAGUAAUAAAUUAGGUCAACAACUAUCAGGAUGGUUAGGUGAAACUAAAUCAAUUAAAAAGAAUACUAAAGCAUUGAUUGUACCACAUGCAGGUUAUGAUUAUAGUGGAAGAGCAGCAUCAAGAGGUUAUAUUAAUUUGUCUGAUACUACAUUUAAAAGAAUAUUUGUAUUGGGACCAUCACAUCAUGUUUAUACUAAAUCUUGUGGUUUAUCAAAACAUACUCAUUUAGAAACUCCUGUUGGUGAUUUAAAGGUUGAUGUUGAAAUUACCAAUAAAUUAAAUUUAACAGGACAAUUUACAUGGAUGACAAAAGAAAUUGAUGAAGAAGAACAUAGUUUGGAGAUGCAUUUCCCAUAUAUUGCACAAGUGACAAAAGGUCGUGAUAUUACAAUUGUACCGGUAUUGGUUGGAAAUGUACCAAAAGAGAAUUUAAAGACCUAUGCAGAUAUAUUUGCACCCUAUUUGGAUGAUCCAGACAACUUUUUCAUUAUUAGUAGUGAUUUUUGUCAUUGGGGAUCAAGAUUUGACUACUCUCCACAUGAUCCAAGUUGUGGUGCCAUUCAUCAAUUUAUUGAAAAGAUGGACAAGAAUGGAAUGAAGGCUAUAGAGUCUGGUGAUCCAUCAGUAUUUGCAGACUAUCUCAAAGAAACUAAAAACACUAUUUGUGGUCGUAACCCAAUCUCUCUCUUUCUUUGGAUCAUACAUAGUAGUAAACUCAAAUUUGAAAUUCAAUCACUCUAUUAUGAACAAUCAAGUAAAUGUAAUAGUAUGCGUGAUUCUUCUGUUUCUUAUGGUGUCAUUUCUUUUAAUCAACUAUAA